UUUCGCCAUUGCUAAUCGCACAACCAAACAGAGCGUACCAAAAAUAUUUUCUAUAAUCCUCCACAAAAAUUAUAAUAAUAAUUCUAAAGAAAAAUACAGUUGAAAUUAAGAUACCGAUUUCUGGAGGGGAAGACGAAGGGGGAAUCAUGGCGGUCUGCGGCGGUUAUUCAGUUACCUUCGCAGCUGCAUCCUUCAAUCCAAACAAGCCCUUAACCCCAUCUUCGAAUCCGUUUCAAACCUCUCCGGGACCUUCGUAUGCUAGAAAGCUCCCCUUUCUUUCUCUUCAUUCAAGUCAAAAUUCCUCAAGAACCCAUUUGACCAAAGCCAAAGCUUCUCCAAGUUUGAUUGUUGCUGCGUCAGGGAAAAAGCCGGAGCCUCUGAAGGUGAUGAUAUCGGGAGCCCCGGCCUCUGGUAAAGGAACUCAGUGUGAACUUAUUACGAAGAAGUUUGAUUUGGUGCACGUAGCGGCAGGUGAUCUUCUGAGGGCUGAAGUUGCUUCUGGAACAGAAAAUGGGAAGCUGGCAAAAGAAUACAUGGAAAAAGGACAACUUGUCCCUAAUGAAAUAGUCGUUAUGAUGGUUAAAGAUCGUUUAUCACAGCAAGAUUCUCAAGAGAAAGGCUGGCUUCUUGACGGGUAUCCAAGAAGCGAGUCCCAAGCUACUGCCCUCAAGAAAUUCGGGUUUGAUCCAGAUAUCUUUAUUCUUCUUGAAGUCCCUGAAGAGAUUCUUGUUGAAAGAGUUGUGGGCCGCAGAUUAGAUCCUGUUAAGCUACGUUUGCUCACUCACAACAGCAAUGUGGAGGCUGUGCUCUCAAUGUACCAUGACAUAUCAGUCAAAAUUGAUGGAACUCUCCCGAAACAGGACGUCUUUUCACAGAUCGACAGUAUACUCACCGAACUGCUCGAGACAAAGGAGGCCGCCUUGGGUUCAGUGGCCGUGUAAAACAAGCUCAGAUCAAUGAUAGGCGGGAAAAUGCAGAAAAUUGAUUGAAAAAGAGAGGGUGUUGAUAUAUACAGAGGAUAAUGCCAUAAUUGUUUGGUUUGUUUGCUAGGAUAAUUUGGUCCAUAUGUAUGUACAUACAUAUUUUCAUAUGGAAGAUGAAAAAAAAUCUUGAGGUUUUUAUCUGGUCCACAACCGUGGUGUACUCUGAGGCUAAUAUUCGUUCUGCUGCACAUUUUUGUCAUAAAAAACCUUUCUAUGGAUUCAGGUACUGACCAAAAAAAUCUUGAUAUAAAAGUGCUUCAUUGUUCUG
Striga asiatica is the source of this 1251-nucleotide messenger RNA. The record is from the annotation of a GenBank genome assembly. NCBI's taxonomy places the organism in Eukaryota, Viridiplantae, Streptophyta, Magnoliopsida, Lamiales, Orobanchaceae.